Molecule: messenger RNA, 674 nt
Organism: Nicrophorus vespilloides
Lineage: Eukaryota; Metazoa; Arthropoda; Insecta; Coleoptera; Silphidae
Product: nucleolar protein 16
Exons: 2
Coding region: 89-664 (191 amino acids)
Biological process (GO): ribosomal large subunit biogenesis
Cellular component (GO): nucleolus
Source: RefSeq, a predicted model, not a curated record
AUUGGUAUUCGUGUUAAAAAUAUAACCUCAAAAACAACAAACAAGUUAUUUCUAAUCACACGUGCCGCAGUUUCAUUCAAAACACAAGAUGCCCAAGUUGAAGAAGCAACGUAAAAGGAAGAAGUACCAAUACAAUAUUAGCAGGAAAAGGCUAAGAAACAAGUUAAGUGGAAAUGGUGCUGUUUUAUGCAAAGAAUUAAAAGAGUCAUGGGACAGAAGGAAGUCUGUAAAGAAUAACAUGCUGAGCAUGGGAUUGGCUUUUGAUCCCAAUGCGACUAUCAAAAUAGAGAAAACCAGAGGCAAACUGACCGACUUGUUUCAAGGUGAUGAUGCAAGCAGUGAAACAAAUGUACCAGAAAUCCCUGCUGAAGAUAUGAAACUAGAGGUAUUGGAGAAAUUGAAGGAAGAUGCUUAUGCACCCAGAAGGAAAGCAUUUAGAUUACCAAACACACAAGUGGAGUGGUGCAGUUAUCUAUUGAAUAAGCAUGGGUUAAAUUAUCAUGCUAUGGUCAAAGAUAGGAAAAAUUACAAUCAGGAAACUUGGAAACAGUUGCGCAUCAAGAUUAGGAAGUUUCAGCAAAUCCCAGAACAAUAUGAACCAUUCCUUGAGAAGUAUGGACAUUCAGCAGAUAAAUUUGUUGAAAGUGAAACAAAUAAAGAUUGAUACUAUUGUA